This is a messenger RNA of Ostrinia furnacalis (Asian corn borer), 1984 nucleotides long. RefSeq names its product Vesicle transport through interaction with t-SNAREs 1a (gene Vti1a). Gene Ontology annotation, cellular component: SNARE complex; Golgi apparatus; ER to Golgi transport vesicle membrane. The record is from RefSeq and is a predicted model, not a curated record. The coding region runs from base 110 to 748 and encodes 212 amino acids. Gene Ontology annotation, molecular function: SNAP receptor activity; SNARE binding. The transcript has 5 exons. Gene Ontology annotation, biological process: intra-Golgi vesicle-mediated transport; Golgi to vacuole transport; retrograde transport, endosome to Golgi. Lineage: Eukaryota; Metazoa; Arthropoda; Insecta; Lepidoptera; Crambidae.
GUUUUUCCGACUGACGUGUAGAAGAACAAGAGUGUUUGCUUUUUAUCGUUUUUUGGGAAAAUGCCAUCGAUUACAGUGUAAAUAGUGUGUAAACGUGAAAGCUAUUACAAUGGCCACGCUAAUACAGUCUUACGAGCAACAAUAUUCAGUGCUUACUGCUGACAUAACUGCAAAAAUCAGUCGCCUGAUAUCGUGCAAUGAAGAAAAUCGAGAUCAACUUUCCAGAGAAAUACUAUCGAAUUUUGAAGAAGCCAACGAUUUGUUAGAACAGUUGGAGCUGGAGUCUCGCAGUGCAGGGGCGGGCUCGCGCGUGGGCGCCUACCGCGUGGAGCUGCUGCGAGUGCAGGACGAGUACCGAGCAGUAGUCGCCAGCCACGCUGCCAAGUACAACAUAGACAAUGAGAUAGAAGACUAUGAAGACUGGAGCGGCUUAGCCGAUCAACAACGCAUGCUACUGGACAACACUGAGCGAGUGGAGCGCACGGGAAAGACCAUCACUGAGGGAUACAGGCUGGUGCUGGAGACGGAACAAAUUGGCGCUGCUGUACUGCAAGACUUGAGUGUACAGAGAGAAACGAUACAACGAUCUCGUGGGAGGCUCCGUGAAACAGACGAGCAGCUGAACCGUUCGUCGCGCCUCCUCAACUCGAUGGUCAUGCGCGCGCUGCAGGACCGCUUCGUGCUCAGCGUCGUGUUCGUCGUGCUCGGCGGGCUCGGCUGCCUGGCCAUAUACUUCACCGUCACUUAGCCAGCUUGACCAGAAAAGUGAGUGCGUACUCAUAAUAUGUGUAAUUGUUUAGGAGUCCGUGAAGAGGCAUGUAUAAUGUAUAUUCUUAUUUGUUUAUUGGUAAGCUGCUGUAUUAUUCACGUAUUAUUAAUAAUAAGCAGCAUACAUUACACUAUCAGUCAUUCUCUCUCCCACUUACUUAAUUACUAAAUGGAAGAAAAGUGAGGUACCCAUAUGCAUAAUCUAUUGGUUAGGUGUCCGUGAAGAGGCAUGUGUAUUCUUAUUUGUUCAUUGGUAAGCUGCUGCAUAUAAUUAUUAACAAGCAGCAUACAUUACAAAUUACACUAUCAGUUGGUCCCAGUUAUUAAUUGAGGAUAAUAUUCAUGGAAAAUGCACAUAAGUUGGCAUUGUAAUAUUAAACCACAUAAAACACUAAAUAGUUUGUUGCUUUCAUCAACUGUAUGGGAAUUUUCUACACUGCAGCAUCCCUGUUAUGCAUAAAAAAAUCUCACAUUGAUCUAUCUCCAAGAAACAUACUUAUUGGACACAUUGUAUUAUUAUUGUCUCAUAUUCCAUACAUUGGCUAAAAAAGACAGUAUUCUUAAUUUAGGACCAAGCUCGUUUAUUCAUUGUAAGAAAAAGAAGGCAUUUAAUAAUUUUAAGAAACCAUAUCAUGAGAAAAAAAUAUUUUACGCGUUAUUCAGAAUUCCUAUGUGUUGUGAUAAUUUAAGUUUAUUUAUGUUUGUAUGUUCACACACUGUUACAUUAAUAAAAAUCACUUAUUGGUUAUGUUAGUACCUGACUAUAUUUAAUAAGAUUAUGUUAAAAAUUACACUAUAUUCAUAAGAAAUUAGGUUUAAGUUAUUUAUAUUCAUAUAAAACAUACCUAUGAUAUAAAACUACUAUAAAAGACAAUCAAAUUAUGUUUAUACUUCCAGCAUUGUAGAUAGGCUCAUUUUAAACCACUUAAAAAAUUCUUGAUAAUGAAAUGAAAAAUUAUAGCUAAUUUAUUAACAUAACUCAUUCUAUCAAUAAAUAUGUAAUAAACUUGUAAGUAUAACCUCAUUAGUAACGGUUUUCUGCACUCUUCUAAUGUAAAAACGUGUAUUUUAUACGAUCUGUACGUAACGUAAUGUACAUUAACGCUUUUUAUGAUUAUUGUGAGACUGUUAUGUAGGUAACUAAGUGUAGAUAGGUAGAUCAAAUAUUUACUCAUCUGUGCAAUAUUGAUGUAAGGCAAAUAAAAGGUGUGGCUUA